AUGGCUCUCGUUUGGAAGUCUAUCCUCAUUGCUAUUGUCAGUUUGUUGGUUCCGUACAGAGGCCCGUCAUUUGUUGGUGCCAAGGUUUAUAUGGUAGUGAUGGAGGAUGACCCUGUCAUCUCAUACAAAGCGAGUCGAAAUCGUGUGAUGAGUGGCGAUGAAGCACAGAAGUACAAGGAGAAGGUGAUCAGUAGGCAUGACAUAUUCCUGGAGUCCCUCCUCCCAACAGGCUCCUAUACAAAACUCUACAGCUACACCCACCUGCUCAAUGGCUUUGCACUCCAUACAGCAUCUCAGGAGGCUGUUGCAAUUCUUAGUAAUGCUCGGGGAGUUCGACUCAUGCACGAGGACAUGAAGAUGGUGAAGAUGACCACCCAUACUCCAGAUUAUAUUGGGGUCUCGGCAGGAGUUUGGCCACAUUUAGGUGGUCCGGAGAGAUCCGGUGAUGGCAUAGUGAUCGGCAUGAUAGACACCGGUAUUAAUCCCAGUCACCCCAGCUUUGCCAACCUUAGGCCUGAGCCAGCUUCCAACCUUACAAGGUUCAAAGGGAGAUGUGAAUCAGGAGAUGAAUUUCCUCUGACAGCCUGCAAUGGGAAGAUUGUUGGUGCACAAUACUUUGCGCGUGCAGCAAUCGCAGCAGGCGAUUUCAACGCAACGCGUGAUUAUGCUUCUCCAUUUGAUGCUGAUGGCCACGGCAGCCACACUGCCUCUAUCGCUGCUGGAAAUUACCGAAUUGCGGUGCUCUCCAAAGGCUAUAACUAUGGAUAUGCAAGCGGCAUGGCCCCCGGUGCCCGGAUUGCUGUAUACAAAGCAGUCUAUUCUUUUGGUGGCUAUAUGUCAGAUGUGGUAGCUGCAAUUGACAAGGCAGUGGAAGAUGGCGUUGAUAUUCUUAGUCUUUCAAUCGGACCAUCAGCUGUUCCACCGGGGCCUGCUGCUUUCCUCAACAUACUAGAGGUGGAACUGCUGUUUGCCACAAAAGCCGGAGUCUCGGUCAUUCAAGCUGGAGGCAAUGGGGGUCCUGCUUCGAGCUCGAUCCUCUCAUUCAGCCCAUGGGUCACCAGCAUCGCCGCCUCGACGACCGACCGCAAGUAUAACAACUCAAUCAUACUCGGCACUAGGCAGUCCUUACCUGGCUCCGGCCUUUCACGUAAGCCAUCCUCCAAUCUCAACAAUACAUUCAGAAUUUCCAUGCUGCAUGCUCUUUCAUCCUUUUCUUCUUUACUCUCUCUUAAUCCAGCUCCAACAAUGGAGGAAGAACUCCUCCCCAUAGCAGCAGCAGAGGAUGUGUGCAGCAGGAACACAAGCUUUCUAGUAGUCCAAAACUGCCAGCACCCGGAGCCCUUCAUUCCAGAAUUGGUUCGGGGGAAGCUGAUCAUUUGCACAUACAUAACUGAAUUCAUUUAUGCACCCACAAGCAUGGAAGCCAUUGUUGGCACCAUCCAGAAGAUAGGGGCCGCUGGAUUCAUAAUCACGAUGGACCGCAGCUAUGAUUCCGAGCCUCCAGUGGAUAGCACACUGACCCUGUCAAUCCCUGGCAUUGUGCUUACCAGCAGACGGGCAUCGCAGGCUCUUUGGGAAUACUAUGACUCCAACACGGUUCGAGGAACCAAUGGAGGUGUGGUUAAUUUUGGAGCAACAGGCAGGAUUUUAGACGGGCGGCGUGCCAUCUACACCGGCCAGGGGCCGGCCGUUGCAUCCUACUCAUCCAGAGGACCUGAUGUAAACAAUGCUCUCAUGGAAACAGCCGACGUCCUAAAACCCAACAUCAUGGCCCCAGGCUCUGCCAUUUGGGCUGCCUGGAGCCCCAAGAGCCAUGACGAUCAAAAUGUCAAAGGCCAAGAAUUUGCACUCCUAUCGGGUACAAGCAUGGCUACUCCACAUGUGGCCGGAGUCGCCGCCUUGAUCAAGCAGAGUCACCCCAACUGGAGCCCUGCCGCCAUCACAUCGGCCAUGAUGACGACCGCCGACGUGACCGAGCGCUCCGGCGGCCCCAUGCGAUCCCAAGGGAACGAGGCGGCCGCUGCAACUCCAUUUGAUUAUGGAGCUGGGGCCAUCAACGCAGCUCGAGCCGUCGACCCAGGCCUGAUCUUAGACACUGGCUUCAAGCACUACAUCCAGUUCCUUUGUGCAGUUCCUGGGGUUGACGAUGAGUCCGUGAGGCGAGCGGUGGGCCUCGGAUGCCCCGCAGAUAGAAGCGACUGGUGCUCCGACCUGAACACCCCAAGUGUGGCCGUGGCCAACUUGGUUGGAUCGAGGACGGUGGUCCGCAGGGUGACGAGCGUGGCCGGUGCUGCGGAGACGUAUCGGGUGGCUGUGAAGGAACCGGCCGGGGUGGCAGUGGCUGUAAGACCUCAGGAGUUCACCAUCGGCCCGAACGAGUCCAGGACUAUAAAGAUCAUGCUGAAGGCUGGGGAGGCGACGAAUGCUUACACUUUUGGGGAAUUGGUCUUGACUGGGGAUAGGAAGCAUGUUGUUAGAAUUCCCCUGGCCAUCUUUGUGAGCAGUACUUUGAGAUCAUGA
Molecule: messenger RNA, 2520 nt
Organism: Phoenix dactylifera (date palm)
Lineage: Eukaryota; Viridiplantae; Streptophyta; Magnoliopsida; Arecales; Arecaceae
Source: RefSeq, a predicted model, not a curated record